Pleuronectes platessa (European plaice) is the source of this 3578-nucleotide messenger RNA. It is a transcript of the gene ssuh2.1, whose product is annotated as ssu-2 homolog, tandem duplicate 1. The transcript has 12 exons. The record is from RefSeq and is a predicted model, not a curated record. Gene Ontology annotation, molecular function: heat shock protein binding. The coding region runs from base 88 to 1182 and encodes 364 amino acids. Lineage: Eukaryota; Metazoa; Chordata; Actinopteri; Pleuronectiformes; Pleuronectidae.
CAGGAAGUGGCUGGUUGAGUGUAGGGACGUCCCGGAGCUUCCCGAGCUCAGACCCCGAGGAGCGGCGGAGAAGGAGGAAGAGGAGGAAUGGACGAAGAUCCCGGUGCGUUUGAUCCGAACAUCCCAGAAGAGGGACCUUCAGCGCCCCCUCCUGGCUGGCUGGAUGACAUACAUGGAUACCAAGGCCAUAAAGGAGGCCCGGAUGACCCUUUGUACCCCCCUCCCCCGGCCUACAACCCCCAGCCUGAACUCAACAGGAACACCCUGGUGCCCAACGUCAGGGUCCCGACAAUAUCAGAGGAUGAGGCUCGACGCGCCCUCCUCCAGUUCGUGGAAACCAAAUGGACGUACAGCGCCAAACCCGCCAGGAACAUGACGUUCAAAGAGCUGAAGCCCAUCAUCGUCUACCGGUAUCGACUGGAGACCUACACUGAGACCAGAACCAGCGCCUGGCACUUUGAACCUUACAACGGACAAAUGGUGGAUGGUCCUCAGUACGGCAUGUGUCCUCAACCGUGGGACGUCCCAGUGACUCUCCCUCAGAGAUACACCGACAUGGUGGAGAAGGUCCGCGUGCCGCACACCUCCUUCAUCAAGCUCUGUCACAAAUGUAACGGCAUUGGAAGAACUCGCUGUGGCUGCUGCUUUGGUCGAGGCAUGAAGCGUUGUCCUUUCUGCCACGGAAACGGUCGAUCCAGGAACAAGCGCUGCACCUCCUGUCACGGCCGAGGUCGCAAGAGGUGUAGCUCCUGUCUGGGCAAAGGCUUCAAGACCUGCACCAUCUGUCACGGCAGCCAGAACCUGCUGCAUUUCAUCCUGCUCACGGUCACAUGGAAACACAACGUAGACGACUUCAUUCCCGAUCGUCAGCCGGACUUUCCUGACAAGAAGUUUGAGAAGGUGACCGGAGAUCCUUUCUUCAUCGACGAGAACGUUCUGGUUUAUCCCAUCCAGGGUUUCCCCGAUCAGGAGAUCUGUGAUGUUUCUUCUAAACUGAUCAACGAACACCUGAACCGCUUCAGGGCCACCAGUCGCAUCCUGCAGCAGCGUCAGACCAUCGAGCUGGUGCCGCUGACUCACGCUCUUUACUCUUACAAAGGAAAAGACCAGAGCUUCUUCGUCUACGGAACAGAGAACAAGGUGUUUACCUCCAAAUAUCCAUCUGCGUGCUCUAUCUCAUAAGUUCAGACAGAUGUUGAACAGAUGUUGAACAUGUGAUUCAGAUGUUGAACAGAUGUUGAACAGGUGAUUCAGAUGAUUCAGGUGCAGUAACGACCUUUAAAUUCACUGAAAACACCACCUUCAUUUUUAUAUAUAGAUUUAUAUACUUAUAUAUUAUAGAACAUAUCUUUCUCAUGUAUGAACAUGACUGAAUAUAUCCAGUUUACACUAAAGACCGUUACUUUAUUGACUUUUAGUUAUUUUAUCAAAUACAGAUUUUAACCAUUUCUCACAACCUCAGUUUCAGGUUACAAAUGAGUUUGUCAAUUUCACACUAUGAUUAUUAAUUCUGUUGUUUUGCAUCAAAGAUUUGACCUGUGGUUUGUUUCAGGUUAAAUAUAAUCCAGUUAAAUCCAGUAAAAUCCAGUGAAUCCAUUUUGUACUAACGUCUGCUACCUCGUCCCUGUCAGUCGGACUGAACCUGUUCUCUUUACUCUAGAAUUCACAGUAUAAUGCAACCGGUUCAGUUUCAGAUCCUCCAGUUCAGCUCUAACAGCAGAAAGUCUCUCGUAUCCCUCCGCCCGGGCCGAACAGCACCUGAUCGUCUAGUUCUUACAGUAGAAUCAUAAAAGAGACAAGGAGGUGGUUUGAUAGAGUUAACGAUUCACUUGCCAAAGACGUUAUGUUUGGUUGUGUGUUUGUGAGCAGGGUUCAAACUCCUGAGGUGAUUUCCAUUAAAGCGGGGGGGGGGGGCAGGUUAAUAUUAGCAUAUUUGGAGACCAAGUCGCCAUGAGAGAAAAUGAUCAUUUCAAACCUUUUGAAAACGGGAUGUUAAACAACAAAGAUCUUCAGGGGUUUAAUACGUUAAACAUGUUAAACACGCCCCUUAAUCUGCUCUCAGGCUCCGCCCCUCCUCCAUGUUUGGUGGAAAUCAGUUUGAACUUCCCUCGUUGGCCGAGGUUAUUAUGUGUCUCGAUAUUUUCUAAUCAUCUUGAGGUGAUCAACGUCCUCGAGUCAAUUCUCACAAACCCUGAACUGUAAACUCCUCCGUGUUUGUUAUGUUGUGUGUAUUUUUACUUUCUGUGGGAUGAACCACUACUUCAAUAUUGUGUUUUUAUACGAUAGUCAGUUUAAUUCCUUCAACCUAAAGACAAAAUACUUGUUAUUAUAUUUCAUAACGAAUCAGUUUACAGUCAGUUCCUCUGCACUGAUUCAUGUGUGUUGUUCUUUUACAUCAUCUGUCUCAUGUUCAUGAACCUUUUGGGUUUUAAACACAGAAUCAUCGUCAACAGGUCAUGGAUAAAGUUUCAGUCAGAAAAAACACAUAAAUGAUAAUUAUCAUACAAACAAUGUAACACAAUUGUGUCUAUAAAUCAAAUAACAACAAUAGAAACAACAACCCAGACGUCAUCCUGUCCAAACAGUGCAAAUGUAUAUUCACUCAAAAAGAGGAAACAUCAAAGAAAGAUAAAAUGACAAUAAUAAAACAAUAAAAUACUAAAGGUGAAGUUAAAAAUGCUAAAUAUGACUGAAACAAGAGUUAAAAAUUAUGGCAGUAAAGAACAAUCCAGAGAAAUUAGGUUAGAUGUAAAAGUAAAUACAUAAAAUAAUCAUUGAAAUUCAAUUAAAUGAAUGUCCUGACUAUAAAUGUAGGUUCUGACAUUUUAUAAACCAAACGAUUCUUCAAGAAAAUGAUUGUCGGAUUAAUUCGUAUUUAAACAUCUGUUAGUAAAUAUUUUGCUCUGAAUGUUGUUAAAACCAAAGAUGAGAUUUGACUCCAGACGAGUUGAAAUAUUAACUGAUUAUUUUCACAUUUCAUGGUUAUUUUUCAUUUCCUCAGCCAGUAUCACAGCCACUGAAAAGAGCCAGUUUGAUAUGAAAUCACAGAAAAGUACUGAACAUAAAUCUUAAACGGUAAAUGAAGGAAACGGAGAUGUUCGGAUUAUUCUCUUCCUAAUACUAAUUCCAAUACCUGGAAUACUUUGUGCAUAUGACUGAUCCGAUACCAGUUCGUUAAAAAUAACGUACAGAAUGUAUUUUACCAGCUUGCAGCUACUAACCCUGUCGCUCUCUGAUUUCAAAUAAUCAAACCAACAGUUUGUUCAGCCUCUGACACUGAGACGACUCUUUAUAUUAUAUAUAUAUAUAUAUAUUAUAUAAUACGUUUCUGGUUGUUUUUUUUUAUACUAUUUCUUAUAUUUUGUAUUCUUUUAAGCUCAGGAUACUUUUAUACAAUAAAUUCUCUGAGUCCAUAAACAAUCUUUUGGAAUAACUGAUUCCUGUAAUGACGUCAUUUUACGAACUCUUGUUUUUACUUUUUAUAGAAAAAAAAGAAAGUGGCCUUAUACACCUGAACAACUCUGUGACAUGUAAUUAAUCUGUCAAUGUCCAAUAAACUCAUUCAAUUUACAGCUAAA